CCCAUGUCCUAAUACAAGCUGCCCCCUCCAGGCAAGCCAUCCGUAGUAUCUAGUGCAUCGCAUUCACCAUGUUCCCUCAGGGCCUGGCCUUUACUGUCGUUGCGGCUUGGACUCUUUUCUCUACUGUCGCUCUUUCUCUACCGCAUUCGAAUACACACUCAUUAAUUACUGAAGCGUCCAGUAACCAAACAUGCAGAAAUUCGAUCUCUCCUUUCGAUUAUUCUGCGAAAACACGAGAAGAAGACAGCGCUCUAGCAUGCGAUCCACAAGUACACUUCACACAGUUGUUUGAACGGCAAAUGCAAACAGACGAUGAUUACACCUGCUCAGAAUCAAAACCAUGCCGAAACGGGGCUUGCUGCCCUAAGGCAACUGGUGUUUGCAAUUAUGGAGAGAAGUACUGCGGAACCAACGGCCAGAGCCCCAACGAUGUCUGCUGGUCAAAUUGCAACGCUAAAGCAGAGUGCGGGAUCAAUUCCGAUACGAAGGAUAGGAAGUGUCCUUUGAACGUUUGCUGCUCCAAGUUCGGUUUCUGUGGCAUGACCAAGGAAUUCUGCGAUAAGGGCACAAAGGAAGACCCUGGAUGCCAGAGCAACUGUGAACAGCCCGGAUCUGGAGGAUCCAAUGGAAACGUCCAGAACCGUAUUAUUGGAUACUAUGAAGCUUGGGCUCACGACCGCAAGUGCCAGGGCAUGGACUUUAGAGAUAUCCCUGUUGGCGCUUUGACACAUCUUUACUUCUCAUUCGGUUACAUUACACCCAACAACUUCGACGUUGUACCUAUGGACAAUCUCUCGCCCGAUCUGUUCACCGAGUUUACCAAGGUCAAGCAGAGAAAUAGUGGCCUGAAAACGGUGAUUGCCCUUGGAGGAUGGACUUUCAAUGACAAUGGUACUGCUACUCAACCUGUAUUCAGCAACAUGGUCAGUUCUUCAAGCAACAGAGCAAAGUUCAUCAAGAAUUUGUUUGCAUUCCUGCGCGAGUAUGGAUUUGACGGGGUCGACUUCGACUGGGAGUACCCGGGUGCACCAGACCGCGGCGGACAUCCAGACGACGGAAAGAAUUUCGUGACGUUCUUGAAAGAGUUGAACGACGAGAACAAUAAGCAGCCACAUAAGUAUACCGUCUCAUUCACGGUCCCAACUAGCUUCUGGUACUUGAGAUGGUUUGAUCUCAAGGCUGCCGAAUACGUCGACUUCAUCAAUGUUAUGAGCUACGACUUGCACGGUAUCUGGGACAGCACCAAUCCUAUUGGUAGCCACGUUUAUGCUCACACAAAUCUCACAGAGAUCAAGCUUGCGCUUGAUCUGUUUUGGCGUAACAGCGUGAAGCCUGACAAGCUGAACAUGGGGCUCGGCUUCUACGGAAGAAGUUUUCAGCUCUCGGAUCCGACCUGUUACAAGCCAGGCUGCAACUUCAAGGGCGGCGCUGCUCCCGGUGGUUGCUCUCAGAAUUCGGGAACUCUCACCUACAAAGAGAUACAGGAAAUCGUUAAGAACAAUAAGCUGAAGCCCUACCAUGACAAGGAGGCUGGUGUGAAGUACAUUACCUGGAACCGGGAUCAGUGGGUUUCAUACGAUGACCAGGAGACGUUCAAGCAGAAGAUAGACUUCGCCAACAAACUCGGCCUUGGUGGAUUGCUCAUCUGGGCCAUCGACCAAGAUACAGAUGAGCUCGAUGCACUAAAAGCUGUUUUGGCCCCGAAGACUAUUGCUGCGUUUGCAAAAGAAGCAGACGAUGCAUCCUUCUGGGGAGAUGCCACCGUUCCCGACUGCUACGUCACAGAUUGUGGAGGAAGCUGCAAGGCCGGCUUCUUCAAGAUCACUGACCAGCCUUGUGGGGGUGCCAAACCAGUUACAAGGCAUUCUAAGGAGAAAAACAGUCUCUUGUGCUGCCCUCUUGACGGCGCCCCUGACUCAAGUCAAUGUAGAUGGCGAGGGGAGGCUCCAUCCUGCAACGGUCACUGCCAUGACGAUGAAGUCACAUUGGAGCUCAACAGAUGGGGCGACGGUAAAUACUGUGAAGAUGGUAAUAAGGUAUACUGUUGCGAUUCCCCGGGAGCAAAGGAGAACAAGUGUUACUGGGCUGGUGUAGGGAAAAGCUGUAACGGAGAUGAUGAGACCAUGACUUUCUCAGGCACCUUCCUUGAUACCCUCGUCGACAUCGCUAAACUCACCCCUCUCCGCGGCAGUGCUCUAGUUAAGGUUUUGGACGAGCUCAAUAUGGACCUUGAAAAGCGAUAUUGCUGCCCAAAGAAGGACGCGAAGAACUUUGAGAACUGCAGAUGGUACGGCAAACCUGGAUCUUGUUUCGACAAUCACUGCCCGAUUGGACAUUCAGUACAACUCACAGACAGUCCUUACGGUCUCGGCGAGUCCUGCUUUCCUCGCCUUGAGCGAAGCCGGGUGUUUUGCUGCGAUCCCGCCCAUGGAAAGUCUCCAUUCCUACCAGUGCCACUGAGCCGUCUUUUCAAAGAUCCACCUACUGGCGACAACAUUGACACGGACUUCACGUUGAAAGUCGAUGACACCUUUGGAACGAAUAAUGCCAAGACGGGAGAAGAUCCAAGCGACGCAGCCUUCCAGUUCGUCGUUCUCGCUUCUCCUGAAGAACUUCAGACGUCGCUUGACAAGCGUGACGGAUCUCACUGGGAGCUCUACGGCUGCAACGACGAUGUUAGUGAGGAAGAGCAGACAAUUCAUAUGUUCUGCACAGACACAUCUGAAAAUAGCAAUUGCCACAAGAUCGGGCUAGGCCAUGGUGUCCCGGGUACCAUCCUCGAGAUGCCUGCAGGCUGCGGCCCAGGAAGGUAUGCCGUGGCCAAGUCCAUGGAGCCGUCAAAGAACCAAACAAUCCCACCGGCACUACGCAAACGCGGCCUCAUCAACCCCAUCGUCUACGACUUGACAUUUGACUACGAUUUUAAGCGGGUUCCGCGUGAUGUCGGCAACACUCAAAUGCGCGUCGACUUUUCCAACAAGGAUGACUAUUGGGAUAACGUGGUUGCUGCCGCUGCAAGCAAGAAAAAAGCCAAACGCUCCCUCGCGGAUGUUGGCGGCAACCAUAAACGCUGGCUCGAAGAGGAAUGGAGAGAGGACUUUCACUUCGGAGGGCUGAGCCGCGAAGAACUCCACAAACGUUGGUUCGGCUCAGAUCUCGUCGCCUGGUUGACAAACCUCGUGAGCCCCAAGAUCAAGAAACAGUUCACCCAUGACAUCGACGAGGAGAUUAUAGCCAAGAUCGUCGAUGACCAAGUGGACUGCGGUUCCGGCAAUGCCAAGUUCCACGCGCACAUCUUGGUCCAAGCCAUGACCAACAUCAAGGUCUCAACGAGUUUCGGAUUCUCGCUCAUAACGCGCCUGAACUUCGACUCUGACACUCCGUUGGAUCUCAGCCAGUCAUAUCUCACUUUCAGUAACAAUGGUGAAAUCACGGCAACUUUUCGACUUGAGGCUCUGAUGAAAGUCUCGUAUGACACUGGCGAUCGUACAAUCGUGACGCUGCCGUUUCCCGGAGCGACAUUCCGCGUACCAGGAAUCGUCACUAUCGGCCCAGCCGUUAGAGUCGCGGGAUCAUUCAAUGCUGGCUUGACGCUGUCAGCCGAAGUCGAGACAAAAGUCGAUAUCGCAUCUUGGGAUGUUGCACAAACACUUCCCGAUCCCAACUCCAAUUUCGAUCCCAAACUCGAUCACGACAUGGACACUCGAGAUACCGGCAAUCCCAAUGGGCUUAUGCAACCCCAAUUCUAUGCUGCAGUCAAAGCUGAAGGAAAGGUUGAAGCUCAUCUGAAGGCCAUAGCUGAGUUUGGAAUCCGUUUUGAUGACAAAUGGAAGGUCGGCGCAGCGACAGCGGGGGUUGCAGCGGACGGUUUCGUCAGAUUUUCAGUUGCUGCUGGUAAAAGCACCGACAAGACCUGUCCUUGGACCUACGGACUUAAGCUUGGAGCAUCCUUGGUUGCUGAGGUCGACACACCGCCCAUGUUCGGCUGGGGUAAACAUACAUGGCCGCUUCCUGGAUCUGGAGAAGUGGACAUUAUCAAAGGUGGAACAUGUCCAGAGCUCAGAGCUGGGAGUCCGGACAAGCGAAGCGUUACAAUCAUCUCAAGCGGGCCCCGAUACGAGCUUGAUGGCGUCUCGUCGACCGAAGUGGUAUCCAGCAACUCGUCUCUCCAUACCCUCAGCAAACGGGCCACGCCUUGGGGUCCUCCAUUCCACUUACCACUCCAGGCCAUGUUCUGUCCCAAUGCCAAUUCAGGUAGUAGCAAUACAGGAUCGGAGUGCGAGAAGCUUUCUGGUUGGAACAAGAGAUCACUGUUGCUAGACACGCGUGACGCUGGGGAUUCCUCCACUUUACACAGCCUCGAAAAGCGAGCCAAGAAGAAGCCGAUUACGUUCUGCAAGGGCGGUGGGCGAAUGACUAUCAACGCUCCUGCCUACGAUGCAGCGGAUUCUAGCUACUAUACCAACGUUCCUAAUUCACUUGUAUACGGCUACACCAACCGUGCCGUAUGCACAGAUUUUGGUUUCGGGCAACUAGGUCAUGACCCAGUCAAUCUAUUCGACACCGAGCAUGUGCUCGAGUUUCAGCUAAUUCCCAUCUUCUUGGACGCUAUCAGUAACAACGUACAAUGCCCAAAUCCUGAUCCGAACAAGCUAGGGCAACUAACCGACCUUUGUCACUGCAUGAAGCCUCUGUGGGAUAUAACCGCCCAAUAUUGGCCCCAGGGAGUCACGAUGAAUCCUAUUGAUCAGAUUGCGAGUGAACUUCCAGGCAGCAGCAACCAGUGGAGAAGCGAGCAGCUCUUGCUGGAAAAAGACGUGAACCAGCGUGCGAAACAAGGCAUGUGGGGAGACGAUCGCAUCAACAACGACUUCACGAUGCAAGAAUACCUCGGCGCCGAACCAGACAAAGCAUUCAAGAACAUCAAGGAUGUCAUCUCAGUCCUCCGCUAUCACAUGGAUCCGACCGUCAACCAACGUCUUGUCGACCAGAAGAACCGUGUCGGGAAUAUGAUGAAUCGGCUCGAUACCGUAUUGAUACCGCAAGUGCAAGUAGUGGGACGAGGGAAGAACUUUGGAAGAUGGCAGCCCGUGGGUCUCCAAACCCGAUGGAACACAUGGAUUCGUGGGCGUGCCAAUGAAGCGCGUGUGAAGGCCGAGACCUAUAUUGAGACGUACUUGGAGCGAUUAAAGGAUGGAUAUGCGAGCGAUGUCCAGAGACAGGUUGCUGCUGAUGGAGAUCCGAAUGAUCCUUUGAUCAUUGCGGCCAGGGCGCUGAUUGGCAAGAUCGAUGCAUUGGAUAAUGAGUGGCAGAAUAAUCGGCCAAACUGGCAGAAUCCGUUCUAGAUGGAGAAUUACUGAUUUAAUCGGUCCUGCGUGGAUCGGAACUCUUUCUUCGAUAUUCCUCUUCAAAUUGUGAGCCC
Lindgomyces ingoldianus is the source of this 5422-nucleotide messenger RNA. Its product is annotated as glycosyl hydrolases family 18 protein-like protein. The record is from RefSeq and is a predicted model, not a curated record. Gene Ontology annotation, biological process: carbohydrate metabolic process. Bases 69 to 5345 code for a protein of 1758 amino acids. Lineage: Eukaryota; Fungi; Ascomycota; Dothideomycetes; Pleosporales; Lindgomycetaceae. The transcript has 7 exons. Gene Ontology annotation, molecular function: chitin binding; hydrolase activity, hydrolyzing O-glycosyl compounds.